Molecule: messenger RNA, 1131 nt
Organism: Caenorhabditis remanei
Lineage: Eukaryota; Metazoa; Nematoda; Chromadorea; Rhabditida; Rhabditidae
Exons: 8
Coding region: 1-1131 (376 amino acids)
Biological process (GO): regulation of transcription by RNA polymerase II
Cellular component (GO): chromosome
Molecular function (GO): chromatin insulator sequence binding
Source: RefSeq, a predicted model, not a curated record
AUGAAACGCCCACAAAAUUCCAAAAAAGUCAAGGAGGAGAUCAUUCAUGACGUGGAAGAUAGUGACCACUCAUCAUCUUCCAAAAAGAGCUCCAAACAAGAAGACCAAAUCAAAUGCGAGCUAUGCUCUACAAUCUGUACUUCCAUCUCCCAACUUCAAUCUCACACAAUAAACGAACACAUUCCUGAUAGAAAGCCUUCCACAAACUCCGCCCCGUCCACUCAACGUGUCGCGUGUCAACAAUGUGGAGACACAUUCGACACGUUUGCACAAUUCGCGAUUCAUAUGAAGUCUCAUAUUGGCUCGCCGAGCUCUCCAAUAUUCUUUUGUCCAAUAUGUCCGAUGGGAGCACCGUUCAGAGAUAAGAAGUCCCAAAUAGAACACCUCACCACCCAACACCUCCAAAUCCAAAUGAACCAAUUCAUUUGCUCCGUCUGUGAUUCUUGCUUUGCCUCCACUCAGGCCUUCGCCCACCACUUUACGGAAACUCAUCACAAAAUAAUGUGCAUCGCCUGUGAUUUCGUGACAGACAAUGAGAAAGCCUUCAAGGACCACUCAAAAGUGCACACCCGACAAAUCGUCAUGUACGGGUGCGCCUUGUGUGCUUCCUCGUAUACCAACCAACAGAGUCUGAUUACUCACGUCCAAUUGGCACAUGACCAAGACUCCUACUACCCGCCAUCUCUUCCCAUCGCAACUACCAACUCCAAACCGGCUCCCAAACCACGUACCCUCAUUUGCUCCGUUUGUGACGAGACAGUACUCGGGGAGGAUGGACUCGACGAGCAUCGUCUCCGAAAACACUGCAAGAUCCGUUACGCUGACAAGUGUGCAGAUUGUCAAGAGCUUCUUCUUAACGAGACGACAUUCGUGGAGCACUGUAUUCGACACGCCAAAGACCACGCCCAUCAUUGUCCGGUAUGCCGUCAGAGUUUGAGAUCGGACGCUCAGAUUCAUGCACAUUGUUCGUAUCAUAUGCCACCGAUGGUUCAGAAGACGUCAGAUGAUUUCACGUCAUCUACAUCGUCAUCACCGAAUGGCUUGGCGGGAAUGGCGUUUGUGUGCCCGAUUUGUGGAGAGAAACUCGAGGACGCCUUCGCCCUCAUCGAGCACUCCAAACACCAUAUCUAA